This is a messenger RNA of Sinocyclocheilus grahami, 1574 nucleotides long. RefSeq names its product G-protein-signaling modulator 1-like. Lineage: Eukaryota; Metazoa; Chordata; Actinopteri; Cypriniformes; Cyprinidae. Gene Ontology annotation, cellular component: cell cortex. Gene Ontology annotation, biological process: establishment of mitotic spindle orientation. The transcript has 3 exons. The coding region runs from base 366 to 863 and encodes 165 amino acids. Gene Ontology annotation, molecular function: GDP-dissociation inhibitor activity; G-protein alpha-subunit binding. The record is from RefSeq and is a predicted model, not a curated record.
AGCACACAGGAAACCUGGGUGUGGAAGAUAGGGACAUCAUACUCAUUUUUGCUGGAAUAUAAGGCAUUUGUCUUGUAUUUAUUUUCUUGUUUUUAUGUUUUUAAGAUUUGCAAGCCGUUUAGUAACAUGUACAUUUCAAUCUUGGAAGAGAAAGGUCCACUUGUCAUGUCUGCCAAGAAAAUCAUUUAGUGCCAGAGGCUGUGGCAGUUGGUGUAUGGCUGCUCUCAGAUGAAGUCCCUGUAGAGAGCGCCUGUGUGAACUUUAUUGUUUUUGGAUUUUUUUGAAAAGGAUAAAACUGGUAAGUCCCAGUCACCUCUAAUGAGGUCUGCCCUUUCACUGUGCUCAGAGACCCCAGAAGCAGCGGCAUGGAGAACCGACGCUGCCAGCACUCUCAACAGCCCAAUGCCCAGGCCCAAGAGGCCUCGUCUGGGCCCCAGUCCUCCAUGCCCCAGUCCCCUUUACUGUCUGGAGCCUCCUCCCUCAUCUCCCUUACCCAGACAGAGGAGUUCUUUGACCUGAUAGCCAGUUCCCAGAGCCGCAGACUGGACGACCAGAGAGCCAGUAUAGGGGACCGUCUGGGCAUCAGGAUAGCACAGAACAAUGUGGGACACUUGUGCGAGUCAUGUAGUCCACAGGAACCUAGUGACGAGUUUUUCAACAUGCUCGUUAAGUAUCAGUCCUCCAGAAUCAAUGAUCAGAGGUGCUCUUUGCCACCAGCACCAGACCCAGAUGAAGACUUCUUCUGCCUAAUUCAGAGAGUGCAAUCCAAACGUAUGGAUGAACAACGGGUUUCUUUUCCUUCUGAUGAAAAGGAUGAAACAGACUUAAAUUAUAAGUCCAAAACCUCUGAGGGCUCAAGCUAGAGACUGUGACACUUCUGAUACGACUUCCACAAAGUCUUCUGCAAACUCUGACUCUCUGGCUGCACAUUUUGCGAGAUCUUCAGAGGCUGGAAUUAGGGAGGAGUAAUAUAGGUUUAUUUUAAUUAGUAGGAUUAUAUCACGUUGAAUUGUUUCAUAUUUUUACAGACAAGUUACCCUGAGGUCAAUCCAAACUCAACAGAUGUGAUUCAGAGGGAAUGGAAACACUCACCUGUUUGUAUGUUCCAACAAUGGUUCUUUCACAAAAAUGUUUGUGCAGAUUUCAAGCAAAGCAGCACCAUGGAAAAUGAUUAACAUGAUGCUUUCCGAGGAUAAAAUUACUAACUACUGUCACACAACACAGUAUAGAUCAGUGUGACAAACAAUGGCAGCACAUAAUCUCCAAGCAGGUGCAUGUUCAUUUAACUCAAGUGGAAAGUGGGUUUCAGCACACCCUGAAUAUGAAUUAACUGAUUCCCAACAGAUGGGAGCAAUUGUAUUUGGCAUGACACUGAGGUUACAUGGCUCACGGAUCAGUUCAUUAGGUUGUCUAAUUCUGCUGAUAAGUAAUAUAAGUAAUACCAAUAGUAAUAGACUUCUUUCAGAAGAUUUAAGAAAAGCUAAAUCCAUCUUUAGCAUUAAAAAGUGCAUAUUGUUAGUCUGUGAAAAGUGGAUAGACUCGUUUUGAGGUGCACUGUUUAACAUGGUGGUUUU